Molecule: messenger RNA, 878 nt
Organism: Rhodamnia argentea
Lineage: Eukaryota; Viridiplantae; Streptophyta; Magnoliopsida; Myrtales; Myrtaceae
Product: SKP1-like protein 1A
Exons: 2
Coding region: 146-622 (158 amino acids)
Biological process (GO): SCF-dependent proteasomal ubiquitin-dependent protein catabolic process
Cellular component (GO): nucleus; cytoplasm
Molecular function (GO): cullin family protein binding
Source: RefSeq, a predicted model, not a curated record
CCUCUGACCUGACGCGAUUGAUCGUAGUUUUGACUCCGAAAAGGCCAAAGAGAGAAACGACAAGGCACGAGCGAAAUCCGUCUCGCAGAUUCUUCACAGAGAGAGAGAGAGAGGAUCUUUCGCUUCCAAGGAUCCUUCUGAAGCGAUGGCGUCGUCGAGGAAGAUAACGCUGAGGAGCUCCGACGGGGAGUCGUUCGAGGUGGAGGAGGCGGUGGCGGUGGAGUCGCAGACGAUCAAGCACAUGAUCGAGGACGACUGCGCCGACAACGCGAUCCCGCUGCCGAACGUGACCAGCAAGAUCCUGGCCAAGGUGAUCGAGUACUGCAAGAAGCACGUCGAUGCCUCCAAGGCCGAGGAUCGCGUCAACGACGAGGAUCUCAAGGCCUGGGACGCCGCGUUCAUCAAGGUGGAUCAGGUUGAUCAGGCCACCCUGUUUGAUCUCAUCCUGGCUGCAAACUACCUGAACAUCAAGAGCUUGUUGGACCUCACGUGCCAGACAGUGGCUGACAUGAUCAAAGGCAAGACCCCUGAGGAGAUACGCAAGACCUUCAACAUCAAGAAUGACUUCACACCAGAGGAGGAGGAGGAGGUGCGGCGGGAGAACCAGUGGGCGUUUGAAUGAUUUAUCUCUUUUAAGUGUCCUCUUGAGCCAAUGGAGAUGAUUUCUGUUCAUUUUGCCCUGUCAGUCUUUUAUAGUCGUUGGAACAUCCAGUAUGUGACUUGCUUCGCUCCUGAAUGUAGAUAGUGGUUCUUUAUGGCGGGAAUUAUUGGUUGUUGGGAGCCUGUCUCGGACUCCAGUUUGCUUUCAAUGUCCACUAAGAUUAUCCAGUCUGAUGGCCCUAUUGAUUUGAUUAUGAUAAUGUGUGCAUUUGAACCUU